This is a messenger RNA of Aspergillus puulaauensis, 1944 nucleotides long. Its product is annotated as glycoside hydrolase family 32 protein. Gene Ontology annotation, molecular function: sucrose alpha-glucosidase activity. Gene Ontology annotation, biological process: sucrose catabolic process. The transcript has 2 exons. Bases 1 to 1944 code for a protein of 647 amino acids. NCBI's taxonomy places the organism in Eukaryota, Fungi, Ascomycota, Eurotiomycetes, Eurotiales, Aspergillaceae. The record is from RefSeq and is a predicted model, not a curated record.
AUGUCUGUUACCACACAAUUGGCCCCCCAGCUGGCUGAAUCCAACACCACAGCCACCACCACCACCAUCCCAGCACCUAAACCAAGUCCUGCCAUUUCAAAAGAACACCCUGAUCUUCAAUCUCCCGCCUUCACCAGAUGGAGACCAUCAUACCACCUCCUAGCUCCCCACGGGUGGCUCAACGACCCCUGCGGUCCCGGCUACGACCCAUCCACAGACAAAUACCAUCUCGCCUUCCAAUGGAACCCCAAAGACAACGACUGGGGCAAUAUAUCCUGGGGCCGCGCAACGUCACACGAUCUCGUCUCGUGGGAGGUUGACCCGAAUCCAUGCCUCGUCCCUUCAGCUCCCUAUGACUUCAAGGGCAUCUUCACGGGCUGCUUCCAGCCAACGAACAUAGACGGACAGGUUGAUGGUACGCUCAUGUACGUUUAUACGUCGGUUAGCAAGCUGCCUAUUCACUAUACCCUGCCUUAUACACCCGGGUGCGAAACACUGAGCAUCGCGCUAUCCCGCGACGCUGGACGCACCUGGGACAGAUAUCAAAACAACCCUAUCCUGGACAGACCCCCGCCCGGCGUGAAUGUAACGGGCUGGCGAGACCCGUAUCUAUUCUCCUGGCCCUCUGCACCGGAGACGGUUAGGACCCGCGCGCAGAAUGCGGCUGGCUCGAGAGAUGUCAUGUACGGCUUCAUCUCGGGUGGGAUAGUCGGGCAGACCCCGACGAUAUUCGUGUACGCUGUCCCGCGAAAUGGUUUGAGCAAGUGGACAUAUAUUGGAAACUUGCUGGAUGUUGGAUUGAACCUGGUGCCGUCGUGGUGGACUGGUGAUUUCGGCGUGAACUGGGAGGUUACGAAUCUGGUGACGCUGAGAGACGACGAGGGCGUUUCGCGGGAUUUCCUCAUUAUGGGUGUUGAGGGAUGCAUUCCAGCAGAAAUUGGAGACAAAGACAACAACAGGAAGACUGUUGCGAAGGAUCGAAGGAUCCAUAGGUCCCAGUUGUGGAUGUGCAUCAGUAACAACGAGACCUCAUCUUCAGCGCUAAUGCAGUAUGCCUACGGUGGGAUCUUCGAUAGCGGACUCUUCUACGCCGCGAAUUCAUUCUGGGACCCUGCUACACAGAAACAGGUGUUGUUUGGCUGGAUCACGGAGGAGGAUCUGCCGGACGAUAUUCGCAGAGAGCAGGGGUGGAGUGGGCUGAUUUCACUGCCGAGGGUUAUGAAGCUGCAGACUAUCCACCGGGUGAAGAGGGCGCGAUUGACUGCAUUGAGUAAUAUUACUUCGAUUGAGGUGACACCUGAUGAUCAUGGUUCGUAUACAGUGCGGACUUUGGGGGUUACUCUUGAUCCGCGGGUGAUGAAGUUGCGUGAGGGCGCGAAGGAGAGCACACUUCGUGAUUUGGCGUUGGGGCAUAGAAAUGGAGAGCAUAUGCAUGAUCAUAUUGAGCUCAGCACAACGAGGUGGGAAGUUGAAGCUGAGAUUUCGGUUGGCAAAACCUGUACGAGCGUUGGGCUGGAGAUUCAUCACGAAGACCUCAAGACCGUUCUAUUCUGGGAUCCAACACCCGAAACAUUCCAAAUCGACCGGCCGGAUUUCCAGAAUACACGACACCGCGGAAUCAAUCAUGAUCCUGAAACCGCCCCCCAUACUUUAUUCACAUAUAGUUCGGGACAGGGCUUGUCUGAUGCUGAAGAGGUGGAAGAAACACUGCGCAUCCGAGCACUAUUCGAUGCAAGCGUGCUCGAGGUCUUCGUGAACGAACGAACGGCCAUAUCAACUCGGAUAUACAAUGCCAGAAAGACGGACUCUGGCCCUACUAGCACUACGAUACAAUUCUUUGCUGAAUCGGCUGUAAGUGAAGGGAAUGAGGAUACUGUGGCGAAACUUCUUCACGCCACAGCCUGGGAUGGACUCACUGGGAAUAGAGAUAGACAAUCACCUUAG